AAAACUACAGCACUGGGUGUCCGGCAGACGCGGCACAGGUAUGCCAUGAGAGUCGGUGCCGGUGUAAUGAAAGUUAUCCCAUCGAGUGGUUGGGCCAAUGCCUACCGUUUACAUCGGCCGGUGGUCCGUGUCUCACAUCUAAACAGUGCUCGGAAUGGGACACAAACUCCCGGUGCUAUACCAUCGAUGACCGGUUCCAGUCGGGCACAUGUCAGUGCCUUCAGGACUAUUACUAUGACAACACCACUUGUGUUGAGUCGUGUGUUAAACGCGUGGCUUUUGGUGAGAAGUGUCAGAACAGUGACCACUGUUUUCACGGCAACAGUGUUUGCAAUAACACAACCUAUCGGUGCCGUUGCGGCCAUAACUACACGUAUGACUGGUCUGUCAGUUGGUGUCGACAUAACGGCAGCUACGAGUGCGCCGACGGCCAGGAGUGGCACGAGUCCAGUGGUCAAUGUGUGGCCAAACAACACUAUAUGUCAGUGGCCAUACGAAUACCAUCGAUAAAAAUGCCGGCCCUAAGGGUGGGUGGUGUUAAGGGAGGAGGGGGUGUGGGUAAGGGUUGGGCCAGUAGUGUUAGGUUCGGUGCCCGACCGGGAGGUGGUGUCCGGCCUGUCGUAGUGAUGGGUGCGUUUGGCAGUCGCCGAUACAACCCCGAUGAAUGCCAAUCGGCGCC
Messenger RNA from Medioppia subpectinata, 679 nucleotides. NCBI's taxonomy places the organism in Eukaryota, Metazoa, Arthropoda, Arachnida, Sarcoptiformes, Oppiidae. The record is from the annotation of a GenBank genome assembly.